Messenger RNA from Neltuma alba, 420 nucleotides. Its product is annotated as probable envelope ADP,ATP carrier protein, chloroplastic. The transcript is spliced from 2 exons. The record is from RefSeq and is a predicted model, not a curated record. NCBI's taxonomy places the organism in Eukaryota, Viridiplantae, Streptophyta, Magnoliopsida, Fabales, Fabaceae. Gene Ontology annotation, biological process: transmembrane transport. The annotation marks the transcript as partial.
AUGAGUGGGGACAGAGUCCUUUUUACAACGCGAAACAUUCCAAGCCUCGCCAACUCUUUCAACAAUGUCGUGGACGCCGACGACCACGAACCGUUGUGGAAGAAGACCACCCUCGGUCUCGCCACCGAUGGUUAUGGUGGGCUUGGUUCCCGUGGCGAUCAUUGCAAAUUCGCCUGUGUUUCCAUAGCAGAGAGGAAAGUUGAUAAAGAAUUCAUGCCCACGCUGGCUCAGCUCCUGAAGCAUCCGCUGGCCGUUGUCGCAUUCGUGCCCAGAGAUGUUUCCUUGUUUUUCGCUGGAGCCAUUGCCGGUGCUGCUGCUAAGACUAUCACUGCUCCUCUGGAUCGUAUCAAGAUCCUUAUGCAGACUCAUGGAGUACGAGUAGGGCAAGAAAGUGCUAAGAAGGCAAUUGGUUUCAUUGAG